This is a messenger RNA of Plasmodium relictum, 450 nucleotides long. RefSeq names its product inner membrane complex sub-compartment protein 3, putative (gene ISP3). The record is from RefSeq and is a predicted model, not a curated record. Bases 1 to 450 code for a protein of 149 amino acids. The transcript has a single exon. Lineage: Eukaryota; Apicomplexa; Aconoidasida; Haemosporida; Plasmodiidae.
AUGGGAAAUAUCUUAUGUUGUAUCAAUGAUUUAAAAAAUAAUAAAUCAAACAUAGAUGUAUUAAAAAAUGACAAUGAAUUAUAUGAGGAUUAUGAUAAUUGGACUUUAGAGGGAUGGAUAGAUAAAUAUGAAAAAGGAGAUGUAAUUAAAGUUGCUUUUCCAGAUGGUAAUGAAAUUCAAUGUCAUUUAAAACUUUAUUUAAAGGAAAAAUGUUUUGAAUUAUCCUUAGAUAAUAAAGUUAGAGUUAUAAAUUUCAAUGAUAUAAAUUGUAUACUACACAGAAAUAAUUGUGAAUCUCUAUUAGAAUCAGAAAAAAAUUUAUUAAAAUCUCCAAAAGUCAUAGGAAUCCGUUUAAUCAGUACUCUUAAGGCUAUUGCCUUUGCAAUGGAUAGCCCAGGAGAAGCAAGAAUGUUUACUGAAUUUAUAGAAAAAUAUUGUUUAAAUAAUUAA